Molecule: messenger RNA, 408 nt
Organism: Brassica oleracea var. oleracea
Lineage: Eukaryota; Viridiplantae; Streptophyta; Magnoliopsida; Brassicales; Brassicaceae
Exons: 1
Coding region: 1-408 (135 amino acids)
Source: RefSeq, a predicted model, not a curated record
AUGCUUGAUAUUCUUGCUGAAACAGGCUUGCUUGGUUCUAAGCCGGCUGGUACUCCAAUGGAUCAGAAUCAUCAACUCGCUUCUGAUGCGGGUCCUCUGUUCCCUGACCCGUGCCAAUACCGUCGAUUGGUAGGACGACUAGUCAAUCUUGCGAUAUCCCCUCCUGAGUUGUCAUAUUCUAUUCACUUACUGUCUCAGUUCAUGCAAACCCCUCGUCAAGCUCAUUGGGAUGCUGCAUUGCGAGUUGUGCGUUUUCUCAAAGGGUCUCCUGGUCAAGGAAUCCUCUUAAAAUCUGACGGUAAUCUCGAACUGUCCAUUUACUGUGAUGCAGAUUGGCAGUCUUUUCCUCUCACGCGUCGCUCUCUCAGUUCGUUUGUGGUUCUUCUAGGUGGCUCUCCUAUUGACUAG